CAGAAGGAAAAUGGACAAUCAACUGGCAAGGCUGGUUUCUGGGAGGAGUUUGAAUCUCUGCAGCAACAGGAAUGCAAGCAUCUCUUUUCUAGGAAAGAGGGACAGAAGACAGAAAAUCGGAACAAGAAUCGCUACAAAAAUAUCCUACCAUUUGAUCACACUCGAGUAAAAUUAAAAGAUAUAGAUAAGAAUGUUGCUGGUUCUGAAUACAUCAACGCCAAUUACAUUAAGCCUGAAGAAGAGUUAAUGGGAGAUGGACCUUCAAAGUAUUAUAUUGCCACCCAAGGAUGCCUUCCCAGCACAACUGCUGAUUUCUGGAGUAUGGUGUGGCAAGAAAAUACUCGAGUCAUUGUCAUGACUACAAAGGAAAUUGAGCGGGGAAAGAAUAAAUGUGUUCGUUACUGGCCUGAAGAAGGGCAGAGCAAGGAGUAUGGGGCUGUGAAAGUGCAUAGUUUGGCUGAGUCAUCCAAUGCCGACUACACACUACGAGAGUUCCUUGUGGUAAAGGAGGGGGAGGACGAAGAGAGGAAAGUCUUCCACUAUCAUUUCCAGGCAUGGCCAGACCAUGGGGUCCCAUCUGAUCCUGGAUGUGUCCUUAACUUCCUUCAUGAUGUGAACGUGCGUCAAGAUUCGAUUCCUCAUGCAGGGCCCAUCCUUGUGCAUUGCAGUGCAGGGAUUGGUCGAACUGGUACAUUCAUUGUCAUUGAUAUGAUCUUGGACCAAAUAAAGAGACAAGGAUUGGACUGUGAAAUAGAUAUUCAGCGCACUAUUCAGAUGGUGAGGUCUCAGCGUUCAGGAAUGGUGCAGACAGAGGCUCAGUACAAGUUUGUGUACUUGGCCGUGCAGCAUUACAUUGAGACUGUGUCACAGCGUAUGCAGGCUGAGCAGAAAAGUCUUCAAAUCGGUCGGGAGUAUACAAACAUUCGCUAUUCUAGUGAAGUAGGAGGAGCUGGUUCAGUUCCAGAUCCUGGGCGAGGCAUGACAUUGUCCCUGUCACGCUCCACCACUUCACUUCCCACCACACCCAACACGGCUGUUUGCCGUGACAACAAACGCCCAUCACGUGCAGCCUCUGAUGCUCACCUGCCCAGGCCACCAGAUGAUAUUCCAAAGCAGAUCUAUGAGAACAUUCCUCUGAAGGAGCGCAAACUCUCCACCAACAGCUGCAGUACUGCCCUUCCUCCGAACUUUGCUCCACCACCUCCCCCACCUCCGCGGAAGACAUGACAGUGCAUUGCAGAGGUCACAGACUGUCAAUAGUGUCUCUGCAAAGUGCAAGGCGUGUGAUGUCAAAGGUUUAUGUGUUAAUGAACAGUUAUGUGAUGAUAAUGUGGCUAAAGCAGAUUUGAGCAACUCCUGCCUUGUGUUUUGUAUCCAAACCAGUUGACUUGCUCAUCUAGUUUGGCUGUGGCAACUGGUUGCAGCAAGGUGCAUGUAUGCAUUGCCAGCAGAAAACUGUUUUUUCUUCCAUGUGUGUUCUAUCACAAUAUAUUCAUAAGUAUAACAGUAGUGCACUUUAAUUUAUUCUAUUAAAUGUGCGGGAGGUCCUGUUCCUGUCAUUUUCCCUCAACUUGCGUUUUUGCAUUCUUGUAAGUGUGUGUGCAUGCCAUGUCAGUAGAUCUUUUUCUCCCUUACUGUUUGAAAAUAGUUUCAUUAUUCUGUUAUUGGAAUAUAUAAUCCACAGUAAGUGCUUCAUGGUAUGUAGAACAGUACAAAAAGAGGCAAAUGCUAAUCAACUCACAAUUGCAAUGAAUUCAAUGAUAUAUUUUAUAAAUGUGACUAUUUUUAAAUAGGUAAUAGAGUUAUAUGACAUACUGUUUCAAGAUUUUUGAACACAUAUGCUCUUGUAUAAUGGUAACAUUGCAAUCUGCCAUCUGGGGGUUGUUAAAGUCAGUGUAUGUAUAGUUUAAUUGAGAGCGGAUGAAUGUUAAUUUCUGUUAAAGAGUUUUUGUCUCUAUCGCACAAUGAAUAUUCAAUUAUGAAUGCUUGCUUUACAAAACGAUAAGUGAUACCAAAAGUACCGACAGAACUGAAUAUGAUGACUGAAUGUUAAUGUCCAGAUGAUUGAGUCCAUACACCUACAAUGUGUUCUGCUGUCAUUUGUCGCAUAACUUUAACUUCAUGUUGACGUUUGUCAUCUGGCAUACAGCUUGCCAUUCUUCAAACCUUAGUUGCCUUAUUAUCUUAAUUGCCUAAUUGAAGUAAUUUUCCUGUAUUAACAGAACAAAACAAAAUGACUUAAGUAUUUGGGCUCACAUCUAAUUCCUAAAGCUAUUCAAUCACGGGUAGCUUUAAAAUGAACGCUUCAUUGUUACAAAGGCCUCAACCUAUGAGAGAUCUAGCAGAAACAUUGUUUCAAGAAUCAGCGUUUGGAAGGACAAAUCAAAAUAUGUGUGUUUGCGUUUAUUACAAGUGUUAAAUGGUAACACCAUGCAACAGAAGCACAAGGAAGGAUGGGGUUGUGCUUGACUGUUUGCAUUUUCUCACCACAAAGACACUUCUGACAGUUGCAGUAGCUAUAUGAUAAGAUGCGAACAAGGAUUAUGCAUUUUAUUAAAUUAUUCACCUAACAAUGUUUACGGUGAAAGAUUGAUGCUAGGCAUACAAAUGGAUCAAAUAUUGAAUUGUAGCCUUCCAAGCAUUUAUAUUAUUUCAGAUGUCUCAAAGCAGUGGUCUCAGAACUAUUAAUUUUAUGUCAUAGUUUGAAUUUUGAACAUUGCAAAUAUAUGUUAUGAGAAUUCAACACAUUCAGUAAUUAAUAAUAGAGAACUAUGAGAUUUAAUUCAGUUUUCCUUUUUAGUCAUUUUAUAAUUACAUUGUAUUGAAUGUAUGUAUGUUCAUCUUAACCAAAAUCUUAAGCCUGAAAAAACCAAGAAACUAACAAAUAUGACAAACACUACAUAAAGAUGUGUCUUCUGAAAGUUUUAUUGAAGUUGAGACUACAGUUAUGGGUACAUUCUGCAUUUUGCGAACAGCAAUACUUACAUAUUUUAAUGAUUAUUUUGUAGCAAUUACUUGCUGGGUAUUGAAUAAAAUGUAAACAAAAUUUUUUCAAGGACUUCAAUUCAUGUUGAUGUUGCUGUUAUAAAGAUCAAUUAUUUCUGCUGAUUGACUUCUCUGCUUCUUCCUCAGUCUUGUUGAUGCUACCUGUUAUGAAUCACUAUUUGCGAUAUGUUCAAGAUGUUGGCAAUAUGUGCCUAUUGCUGUGGAAGGGCACUGGGAGCAGUAGAAAUAAUAGGUCUUUACUUUAGAAAUCAAUUUUUGCUUCUUGUGAACUGUCAGGAGAUGCCUAACUAAGGUGCUCUAGGAGGUUAGAAAGCAAAUGAAUUUUGUGGCUUGUGAAAUAGACUAUAAUAUAUACAAAUAUUAGAUGAAAUCUCCUGUGCUCUUUUGUUUUAUUUCUGAACCUAAUUUCUUUCCCUUUUGUAGUUAGUCAUUGGUAGGUGCUCUUAAGAAGUAUUCAUAGAAAAUUCUUUCUACUUCCUCUUUACAUUAGAGUGUUGUAUCUUCCCUUCAAAAAUUAAAUGAAAAUAAUAGUGUCUAAAAGUAAUUUUAAAUAUUUUCAUCUAAGUUAGAUAAUAUUUUUCUGUUGUUGACUUCCUUUGUUCUUAUUAUUGAUAUAUGUGUUAAAUUCUGACAUCUAAGCAAAUACUUUUAUGUGAAAUGAAAAUUCAACUAAAUUGUGAUGGUUUUCAUCUAGUAAGAUUUUCAAUUUUGCUUCUGGUGCUCUGUUGUGUGGGUAAUUUGCUCACCAACUAGCCUGUAAGGUGGAGUAUGUUACAGUUUUCAAUGAACUAAAGGUCUGAAUCUGACCAAUGGAGAGGGCAUUAUGAACCUUCUUUGCCUAAAAGGUCAGCUCUCGUUUGGACGAAUGAGCUGUGAUAUGUUGAGCUUGGAACCAAAUGUAUUUAUAAAUUGUGUUAUUAAAGCAAGUUUCAGUUGUGUUACCAGUUGACAAAAGUAUGUAAUUGAUAUUUAUUAGUAGAAUUUCCCCUAAAAAUUUGCACCAAACCUAUCCUUAAUUAAAUUGUAUAACUCAUAAGUAGAAUUCUCUAAAAUUAUAAGGUUUUAGAAGGAGUGGAACUGUUUUUAAAUAGUUUCAAUUAGACUGACUUACAUGGCUAAUGCUAAUAGAUUCAUACCUCUGCUCACAGGUUCUGCUGUGAACACUUAGAUGUUCAUUCAUCAUAUUUUGGAUUGGGAAUUGAGAUGACACUUCAGGUGGUGUGGCUGUCAGGGUGCAAUUUGGCAAUGUUUUCCACAGGGGAUGUCCAGAAGUCGAGGAGGAGAGGGGGAUAAAUCAGUGAGUAAAGCAAAGAAUAUAUUAGUGUAAGCUGCACAGACUGAAUAAAUCCUAUUAAUGAUAUGGGGAAAGAUUUCUUUUAUCAAUUUCCUUGUUUAAAAUAAAGUGUGACUCCUAGAUAAUUAUUUCCUGGCAGAGAAAAAUAAUACUUUGCCAGCAGGAGAUUGUAAUUAAUUGAUGUAAUAAAUUAAUUAAUUCAAUGAAUCAUCAAUGCUUAUAAGAUUGAUUAUUUAUAACUUAUGUGACAAUAAAUAUCUGAGAAAC
Messenger RNA from Gryllus bimaculatus (two-spotted cricket), 4567 nucleotides. The record is from the annotation of a GenBank genome assembly. Lineage: Eukaryota; Metazoa; Arthropoda; Insecta; Orthoptera; Gryllidae.